ACAUGGAUUUGCUUAUAAAUAUGUAAUCCAAUUCAAGUAUCAGCAAGGAGAAAGACAUGGCUUCCAAGUCUUUGCUUGUUUUAGGUGUUCUCCUCGCUAGCGUUCUCCUCAUCUCCUUUGAGGUGGCUGCUCGAGAGCUCGCCGAGCAAAAUGCAGAGAAGGCAAAUGAGUUAGAGGAUCAGAAGUACGGUGGAGGAUACCAAGGACACUACGGCGGAGGCAGCGGUGGAUACCCUGGACACGGUGGAGGCGGAGGUGGUUACGCCUGGGACAAGCGGAUGGAGGUGGUGGAGGAUACCCUGGACACGGUGGAGGAGGUGGAGGAUAACCCUGGGACACGGUGGAGGCGGAGGAGGAUACCCUGGACACGGUGGAGGAGGUGGAAGGAUCCCUGGACACGGUGGAGGGGCGGAGGAUACGCCGGGCAUGGCCCGGGCACGGGCAGCUGCAUACCCGAUGGAUGCUGUGGGCAUGGAUACGCAAGGUGGUUGCCGAUGCUGUGCCACUGCCAACGAGGUUCCCGAUGCUGAGUACAUGGAAGAGCCAAAAAACUAGAAAUAUUGGCUCAGAUCACUAGUAAAAUUAUGUAGUGUGUAUUAAUAAGUCGCCGUUGCUAAAUCCAUUGUGAUUACCUACGGUUCUGGAGAAUAAAUGCUUUGUGCAUUGUGUACGAGAGAGUGAGACCACGAGACUGGUUGUAAGUUACUUUUUAAGUAUUUAUGUCUUUUGGUUAUGAGAUAAAAAUUUAUGUGUA
Molecule: messenger RNA, 754 nt
Organism: Asparagus officinalis (garden asparagus)
Lineage: Eukaryota; Viridiplantae; Streptophyta; Magnoliopsida; Asparagales; Asparagaceae
Exons: 2
Coding region: 57-530 (157 amino acids)
Source: RefSeq, a predicted model, not a curated record